This is a messenger RNA of Geodia barretti, 1227 nucleotides long. The record is from the annotation of a GenBank genome assembly. NCBI's taxonomy places the organism in Eukaryota, Metazoa, Porifera, Demospongiae, Tetractinellida, Geodiidae.
AUGCCAAAACAAAACAUUAUUGCAGGUCUUGAUAUCGGUUCAAGCAAAAUCUCAGUAGUUGUUGGAAAUACGUUGCACGGUAGCACCCAAAAAAUAGGGGUGAUUGGUGUUGGCCAUGCACCGUCCGAAGGUCUUCGAGCAGGUGUCGUCGUUGAUAUUAACCAAACGGCGGAGGCUAUCCGUAAAGCGAUUGCGAAUGCGGAAUUAAUGGCAGGCGUGAAAAUAGACUCUGUCUGUGUCGGCAUUUCCGGCGAUCAUAUCAUUGGACAAACGUCCCACGGGGUUGUUUCUGUCGCGAACAACGAGAUUUCACAUGACGAUGUUGAUAGAGCGAUGAUAGCAGCAAAAGCUAUUUCUAUUCCUGCUGACCGAGAGAUAUUGCAUGUAAUCCAGCAAAAUUUUGUCGUUGAUGCUCAGGACCGUAUCAGAGAACCGAUUGGGAUGUCUGGCGCGCGGCUUGAAGCUUACGCUUACAUUAUCACAGGUGGUACAACGGCUAUUCAGAAUUUGCUCAAUAGUAUUGAAAAGGCAGGCGUGCCUAUAGUAGAAACACUCGUCGCCGCCCCUCUGGCUGCAACGCAAGCAGUCGUUUCAAGGGAUGAACGUGAAGUUGGCAUUGCCUUGGUUGACAUCGGUGAUGGAACAACCGAAAUCGUCAUAUACAAAGAGGAUUCUAUUCAACAUACAACAGUAGUCCCCGUCGGUGGGCAGCACGUUACCAACGACAUUGCUCAAUACUUAAAAGUCACCCUUCCAGAAGCGGAGGAGCUAAAACUUCAUCGCGGCUGCGCUUGGACGGAAUUAGUCGACCCAAGUGAAGUCAGGUCUAUUCCGGUCACGAGUGAAUCUACUCCUCCGCGUUUCAUCGACCGAGUUGAGCUUGCACAAAUUAUUGAGUACCGCAUGGCAGAAAUCUUAGAAGUGAUUGGUUAUGAAUUGGAUGAUAUCCCGCUUCCGGGUGGGCUUGUUCUCACCGGUGGUACGGCACUUAUGGAUGGUCUUCAAGAACUUGCGGAAGCCGUACUUCAGCUGCGCGUUCAGGUAGGUUACCCGCGAGGUUUACAAGGCUUAACUGAUCGGGUAAAUCACCCGAUGUACGCGACGGGUAUAGGACUUGCCCUUUACGGCGAAUCUUUACGGCGGCAGGAGCAAGAACACAACGCACGUCAUAGCGAUGGUGGCGUUGGGAAUUUUCUACAACGCAUCAAAGAAUGGUUCGGAUAUUAG